This is a messenger RNA of Symbiodinium necroappetens, 1161 nucleotides long. The record is from the annotation of a GenBank genome assembly. NCBI's taxonomy places the organism in Eukaryota, Dinophyceae, Suessiales, Symbiodiniaceae.
AUGUGCUGGGGACUCACAGCCUUCCUCGUUGAAAAGAAUGACCAGGACGAACGCCUUCCCAUCAUUCCCCUGCUCCCGGACAACCAGGGAAAUAUUUGCUCCCCCCUCGACAGCAAGUCUAGAAAGAUGCUUUCGGCGGCCAUUCUCAUGGAGCUUAUGCUCCUGUUGCACCGCAACCGCUGCACUGGCUGCACCCUUGCGCCCUCUCACGUGAAGCGGGAUAUCAACCAAUGGGCUGACGAGCUUACGCACCCGGACUGCCACGCCUUCGCUCCGGAUCGUCGUCUCUGUGUCAGUCGCCUGCUGAGAGGCCGAGAGUUCCCCCACUGGCUCAUUACGAUGCGGAACUUUUCUCGCCAGGCACAUCAGUGCCACACCGUUAUCGGCUGGGAUUUCACGGAAGCACCUGAGGCUUUGGGAGCCUUUGACCCGACUCGCUCCGGGGACCCUCUCGGAUCGUUAGCACGGGCUGCCCGGUUAGACGAAGAGUUCCAGAACCGCCAGCUGACAAAGUACGCCCAGGAGAUCAUGGUGCACAGGAAGCGCAACGAGUGGGAAGAGGCCAUUGGAAUCGUUCAGAAGAUCCGGGAUGAUGGCAUCAGGCCGACGAUCAAAAUCAUGAACACAGCUCUAAGCUCCUUGCAAUACCCUGGGAAGUGGGAGCUGGUCCUGGACAUGAUGGAACAGAUGCGAGCCGAAGGGUACGAGUUGGAUGUGUGCACUCACACAGUCGCCGUUACCUCCAUGAUCACAGCCGGUGAGCUGGAGAAGGCUUCCGAGCACUUGCAAGUCAUGAAGAAUGAAGGUGUUGAGCCCACAGCGAUGACCUACGGCCGCCUGAUGUAUGGCUUGGAGAAAGCCGACCUGCCAGAGAAAGCGCUGUAUCUGUGGGAUGAAAUGCGGGUCGAGGGCAUCGACCCCGACAGGGUUGGAUUCGAGACUGCAGUGAGGGCCUGCAGCAAGUGUCAAUUUGAUGAAGCGGUCCUCGAGCUGUAUGAUGAGAUGAAGGUUCGUGACAAGAACCCUUCCAGAGAGACCGCACGCAGCGCCACACUGGCUGCCGAGCGGCUGGGCCUUUCGGCGACUGUGAUCGAAGGAGCGACGCCAAUCACGCCCGAGGAGCCAGAGGACGUCGAAGUUCUCGACGCUUUGGGCCGGUGA